Messenger RNA from Neltuma alba, 1032 nucleotides. Its product is annotated as protein COFACTOR ASSEMBLY OF COMPLEX C SUBUNIT B CCB1, chloroplastic-like. The transcript has 4 exons. The coding region runs from base 44 to 847 and encodes 267 amino acids. The record is from RefSeq and is a predicted model, not a curated record. NCBI's taxonomy places the organism in Eukaryota, Viridiplantae, Streptophyta, Magnoliopsida, Fabales, Fabaceae.
AACCACCCUAUCCCUUCGGUGUUCGCAGCUGGGAGAACAAUCCAUGGCAGCUAAGAUGCUGUUAUCACCGCCCGUAACGUUUGCCACCAAAUUCGACGCCGGAGGCUUCACCCACCACCACCAGGUUCAGCCAUCCGUAGGAUGCGAGCGACACCUACCGAGGUCAAAGAAGCUUCAACUCCAUGCCUCACUUCACGACCCCGUCUCUUCAUCUUCCGCUAUCUUGGACUUCAUCGCCCACCAAAACCAGCAAAACCCUUAUUCUCUCGUUCUACUUACAGAUAGCGCCGGUUAUUCAUUGGCCAGUUACUACACUUCUCUUGGUCUCUUUGUCAUCUCUGUUCCGGGCCUUUGGUCCCUCAUCAAGCGUUCUGUCAAGUCCAAAAUUGUGAAGAAGACCUUUAUUGGCGAAGGCGAGAAGAAGGCGCCAAAUCAGGCUGCUGGGGAGAUCUUAUCAUUCUUCACGCGUAAUAAUUUUGCGGUGAUUGAUAGGGGAGAAACUGUCACGUUUGAAGGAAUGAUGGUUCCUAGCAGGGGCCAAGCAGCGCUAUUGAGUUUCUGCACCUGCAUCAGCUUGGCAAGCGUGGCCCUAGUUCUUACCAUAACCUUCCCAGAUAUUGGCAACAAUUGGUUCUGGGUUACCAUCUUAAGUCCACUAGCGGGCGUAUAUUACUGGACCCGAGCAUCCAGAAAGGAGGAGAUUAAGGUUAAAAUGAUAGUUGCAGAUGAUGGAACCUUAUCAGAGAUUAUUGUUCAAGGCGAUGAUCAACAAGUCGAGCAAAUGAGAAAGGAGCUCCAAUUGAGCGAAAAAGGCAUGGUUUAUGUCAAAGGCAUCUUUGAAAGAUGACUUGCUUUUGGCCCUUGGCUGAUUGGCUGACUUAGUAUGUUGGACACUGUUGUGAUUCCCAGUGUUUUAACCCAGCAUGCUCACAAUUUUGAGAUGCCAAUUAUCUCUAGACACCGGUUUAAUUAAUUGACAUUUUUAUGAUCCUGGUUCUCUACAUAUUAGUAAUUUAAAGAAUAAACAUGUCA